GUCAAUUGCAAUUUUGGGUCCAAAUUACUCCGAAAUCCCAAUUCCUCAAAAGUCAUCACUUCACACGCCUUUCACUUUCCUCACAAAAUAGUAACAAACAACUGCAAGUCAAGCAUUCCAUUCAUUAUUAGUCGUGAGUCGUCGCUUGAAGCUUCAUAUCAACAUGGCCUUUUCCUCUUUGACCCGAUUAGCUCCAAUUUUCUCCUACACCCAUUGAAUCAUUCCGCUCUUAUCAUCAAUACAUGUUGAAGAAAGCUCCUCCUACUCAAGAUCUUGAAUUCUACUGUGUUUGUUUCUUGGGAACCGAGGUUUCCGAUUCCUAAACCCGCUGGUUUCUUUUACAAUGACAAUGGAAUGGAAUCGUGUAACAGUAAUCAGUGUGUGUCUCUACAUUCUUAUAUCCAUCACCUGCAGCAAUGCGGUUGAAAGUGACAUCAAUUGCUUAAAAUCUGUUAAAGCAUCACUCAGAGAUCCCGAAAACCUGUUAUCAUCAUGGGAUUUCAAUAACAGCACUGAAGGAUUCAUUUGCAGAUUCACAGGGAUAGAAUGUUGGCAUCCUGAUGAAAGCAAAGUCUUAAAUAUCCACCUUUCUGACAUGGGGUUGAUUGGUGGGUUCCCAGUUGGACUCAAGAACUGUACCUCAAUGACCGGAUUAGACCUCUCCAACAACCGCCUAAACGGGCCCCUCCCCACCAACAUGACAGAUGUCGUUCAUUUUCUCACAACUCUCGAUUUAUCAUCCAACAAUUUAUCGGGAGAAAUCCCGGUCAGCAUUUCAAACAUUUCAUUUCUUAAUGUCCUGAAACUCGAUAACAACCGGUUCACGGGUCGGAUCCCGUAUGAAUUGGGCGGGCUCAAUCGGAUUAAGGAGUUCAAUGUUGCAAACAAUCUUUUGUCGGGCCCGGUCCCUAAUUUUGGUGAGAAUAUUAAAGCCGACAGCUAUGCCGGAAAUCUUGAUUUAUGCGGGGGGCCUUUGCAGCGGUGUGAAGGAGAGCCGAGCAAAACGAGCACCGGUGUGAUCAUCGGAGCGGCGGUUGGCGGUGUCACACUGGCGGCGGUGUUGGUGGUUGUCAGUACGAUGUUCAUUAAGCGUAAGGUCAUUAGAAGGAAAGAAGAAGAUCCAGAUGGGAAUAAAUGGGCAAGAAGUAUCAAAGGAACAAAAACUAUUAAGCUUUCGAUGUUUGAAAACCCGGUGUCGAAGAUGAGACUGAGCGAUCUCAUGAAGGCAACAAACAGUUUUAGUAAAGACAACAUAAUCGGAUCGGGAAGAACGGGUUCUUUAUACAAAGCAACACUCGAAGAUGGAAGCUCAUUAAUGAUCAAAAGAUUACAAGACACGCAACAUUCCGAGAAAGAAUUCGCGUCAGAAAUGGCGACAAUUGGAAACCUUAAACACCGUAACCUCGUACCGCUUCUCGGGUUUUGUGUCGCGAAACAAGAACGGUUUUUAGUCUACAAAUACAUGGCAAACGGGAAUCUACACGAUAAGUUACAUCUUGUUGGGGAUGAUGAGAAACGUAUGGAAUGGCCGUUACGGUUAAAAAUUGCAAUCGGAGCCGCCAAAGGGUUCGCGUGGCUCCACCAUAACUGCAACCCGCGUAUCCUUCACCGGAACAUAAGUUCAAAAUGUAUCUUAUUAGACGGUGAAUUUGAGGCAAGAAUUUCCGAUUUUGGGUUGGCCAGACUGAUGAACCCGGUGGAUACCCACCUGAGUACUUUUGUGAAUGGAGAGUUUGGGGAUAUCGGGUACGUUGCACCCGAAUACGCCCGAACUCUCGUGGCCACCCCGAAGGGUGAUGUGUACAGCUUCGGGGUGGUGCUUCUUGAGUUGGUAACGGGUGAAAGACCGACACGUGUGUCUAAAGCUCCGGAAAGCUUUAAAGGAAGUUUAGUGGAAUGGAUUUCCGAAUUAUCGGCGGAAUCGAAACUUCAUGAUUCCAUUGAUGUGUCGUUGGCCGGAAAGGGAAUUGAUAACGAGGUUUUUCAGGUUCUUAAGGUUGCGUGUAAUUGUGUGUUGCCUGCGGUUCAUAAGGAGCGGCCUUCGAUGUUUGAAGUGUAUCAACUUUUACGGGCGAUUGGUGAACAUUACCAUUUCACUGCGGAUGAUGAGAUUUUGAUGCCGACCGAUGAUGCCAAUGCCGGUGAUAUCGAACUCAUUGUUUCUCGGGAUAUGAGAGGAAUGAAAUGACCAAAUGAGGUCGUGUAAGGUAUGGUAUCAGGACUACAACGACCCAGUCAAACAAAGGGGAACAAUGUGUUCCCCUUUGGUAGGGUCCGAGUACUCCUGAAAGAUUUUGUCAUAAUAGGUUGAGCAAAAUUCUCAUAUGCGCGUAUAUCAGGCAUUAAUGAUAAUGGUAGUGGCAUUAAUGGGAAUGGUAGGGGAGACAAAAAAAGAAAAAGCCGCAAGUAAAUUCAUCAAAUCUCUGAUAGAGCUGUAAUAAUUAAACCAUUGAGUUUUAAUACAUAGUAUCGUGUCGAACCAUAUAGUGAU
This is a messenger RNA of Lactuca virosa, 2491 nucleotides long. NCBI's taxonomy places the organism in Eukaryota, Viridiplantae, Streptophyta, Magnoliopsida, Asterales, Asteraceae. The record is from the annotation of a GenBank genome assembly.